Molecule: messenger RNA, 1230 nt
Organism: Talaromyces stipitatus ATCC 10500
Lineage: Eukaryota; Fungi; Ascomycota; Eurotiomycetes; Eurotiales; Trichocomaceae
Product: meiosis-specific topoisomerase Spo11, putative
Exons: 6
Coding region: 1-1230 (409 amino acids)
Biological process (GO): reciprocal meiotic recombination; meiotic DNA double-strand break formation; meiotic DNA double-strand break processing
Cellular component (GO): nuclear chromosome
Molecular function (GO): ATP binding; DNA binding; DNA topoisomerase type II (double strand cut, ATP-hydrolyzing) activity
Source: RefSeq, a predicted model, not a curated record
AUGGAUCCGUCUCUAGAGGAUAUUGUCCCGACUUCCAUAGAGAAUCCCCUUGUCCGGCAAUUCUUCGACCGUCUGCAGCUGUCCUUCCUCGAUGAAUUCGACAAAGAUGUCGCACAACCAGCAAUUACUUUGAAGAAAAGACCGUCACAUUUCCAACUCGCGACGCAUGACAAUGAUCCAGAGGAAAGGAUGCUGUCGAAGGAGGUCGAUAGGUCUGAACGACUAAUAACGUAUACAUGGCCAGGGAGAAGCCCUUAUGAGGCCUGGAAAUUUACCUGUAUCCUUCGAGUCCUAUCACUCAUAACCGAGGCGGUUCAAGAUAAUCUGUUGAUCACUAAGAGGAGUAUCUAUUACGAUAACCCAGGAUUGUUCGGCACCCAAGCUGUGGUGAAUACAAUAGUUGACGAUAUAGCAUAUACCAUUGGAGUCGACAGAGCUGUUCUUCACAUCAUUUCCGUCGGUAAGGGACUGGCAGUUGGCGCUGUCCGUAUCAGGACCAAAAGCGACAGCAUGCUUGACCUGACAGCUGAGGAUGCUCUUAUACCUCGCCUGAUAGACGUCAGCAGUGUCGAUAUUUCUGAGGUCAAAUGGGUUUGUGUCGUUGAGAAAGAGGCAGCUGACAAAAGACAGGCCGUCUUUCGAAGACUUGUGCAUAACAGGUACCAUCUUGAGUCGGCUGCCGGUAAGGGCAUUUUGAUCACGGGCAAAGGUUACCCAGACAUUUGUACACGGGAAUUCGUCCACCUUAUCUCAGACAUCACAUUCCGAAGACACAAUGCCACGCUUCAGAACAUUGAUAUUGUCCCGUCCCCAACUCCACUGCGCUUCUUCGCCUUGGUGGAUGGAGACUGUGAUGGAAUCGCGAUCAUGUCCACAUACAAGUACGGCUCUAUGGCUCAUGCUCACGCAAGUGCCAUGCUCAACGCCCCGAAACUGCAAUGGCUUGGAACACGAAUUGAAGAUGUGAUCAUAAAGCAGAAUGGGGCUGAAGUGGAGGACGAGGAUUGGGUAAUGAUUUCGUUAUCCAACAGAGACGUCAAGAAAAUUCGAAGCAUGUUGAUGAAGAAUCCAGUGUUUGGCGAGAAUGGCCCACAGCUUGACUGGAGAGUCGAAUUGCAGAUAAUGAUGAUGCUGAAUACGAAGGUUGAGACUGAAGUUCUGUAUGGGACCGAAGGGAGUUUAGAGGGGUGGCUGGAUCGUAAGAUGGAGAGUCUAUCUCGGUCAAAUUAG